Notothenia coriiceps (black rockcod) is the source of this 499-nucleotide messenger RNA. Its product is annotated as putative transcription factor Ovo-like 1. Gene Ontology annotation, biological process: epidermal cell differentiation; regulation of transcription by RNA polymerase II. The record is from RefSeq and is a predicted model, not a curated record. Gene Ontology annotation, cellular component: nucleus. The transcript is spliced from 2 exons. The coding region runs from base 135 to 392 and encodes 85 amino acids. NCBI's taxonomy places the organism in Eukaryota, Metazoa, Chordata, Actinopteri, Perciformes, Nototheniidae. Gene Ontology annotation, molecular function: RNA polymerase II cis-regulatory region sequence-specific DNA binding; DNA-binding transcription factor activity, RNA polymerase II-specific.
GCAACUUCUGUGGGAAAGGCUUCAACGACACCUUCGACCUCAAGAGACACGUACGCACACACACAGGAGUGCGUCCCUAUAAGUGCACGCUGUGUGAAAAGGCGUUCACCCAGCGCUGCUCCCUGGAGUCCCACAUGAAGAAGAUCCACAGCGUGGCGCAGAAGUACGCCUACAAGGAGCGCCGCAACAAGCUGUACGUCUGCGAGGAAUGCGGCCUGACGUCAGGGUCCCAGGACGAGCUGGUCAUCCACCUGAACUCACUGCACCCCGACAGCGCCUUGCUCAAGGGCAAGGCAGCGAGGAUGGCAGGGGGAGGCGGAGAGGAGGAGUCUUCUCCUGGAUCUCCUCAUGGAGCCGAGAGCGACGAUACCACUGGAUCCGCUGGGCAGUGAGAGGAGAGGCGGGAAAAUCAUUCAACUCAGGACAAAAUGGACUCCAACGUGAUGAAAGAGGCGGGAGGAGUUCAUGUGUGAAUGUGUUUCUGUAUAUAUCACGAUGA